AUGGAACCCCGUCAGAUACACAUCGCUGUCCUCGAUACAGAUAUUCCGUGUCAUCGUGUCUACGCCCAACGAGGAUUGUACAGCUCGCAGUUCAGAUCGCUUCUUGCUGCUGCUGCAAAGCGUAUCAAUAACAGUCAAUACAAGCCACAAGCAGGCUCGGUCAGUGCUCAUGUCACUGCUUUUGAUGUCGUUGGCGACUCACUGCCACCUUUCGGGGGCUUGCGAGUCAAUCCCUGGUCUCUCACGGAGAAACAGUCUUCUGGGUUCCCCGGGCCUAUCGACGCGAUCCUGGUCACUGGCGCUGCAGCUGCGGUAUAUGAUGAUCUGCCUUGGAUUCCAGGUUUGAAGAGUUUCCUACAAAAAGUGCAUUCUGGCUACCCGUUGGUCAAAAUAUUCGGGUCGUGUUUCGGCCAUCAGCUUAUAGGCGAAGCCCUGCUCGCAAGUGACAAGGUCUAUACUUCCAAAGGACGUUCUUUCAAGGUGUCCGUUGGAUUGUCCCCGCAUGGUCACGAAAUUGGCAUUCAUCCUAUCGCCCUGAACCCGGCGUUUAUCUCCAGCUUUCCGCCUCUAGCGCGGUUUUCGCAACAACCAUUUCGCAUGCAACUCAUUCAUGGCGAUGCAGUAAUAUCUUCGCCAGAUUCUCCUGGUGGUAGGGAGGCACUUCUGCCCGAAUCGUGGCUCAAUAUGGGGAGCAGCCUUAAAUGCCCGAUACAAGGCCUGUACCAGCCGGGGCGCGUUCUCACCUUCCAAGGGCAUUUUGAAUUCGACGGGUUUGCUACAGCUGAGCUCUGCUGCAAAUUUGCUGACCAGUUCCACUGGUCUCCAGCAGUUCUGGCUUCUCAUCUGGAAAAUAUCAAGCGCUCCGCUGUGCCGGGAAAAGAAGACGACGAUGAUUCUAAAGCAGCCGCAGAGGCUGUGCUUUUGUUUUUCGCCGGAGAGGACCAGUCGGUAGACUCGGAUCUUCAUCCGUCUUCUUGA
This is a messenger RNA of Penicillium canescens, 978 nucleotides long. Its product is annotated as type 1 glutamine amidotransferase. The record is from RefSeq and is a predicted model, not a curated record. The coding region runs from base 1 to 978 and encodes 325 amino acids. NCBI's taxonomy places the organism in Eukaryota, Fungi, Ascomycota, Eurotiomycetes, Eurotiales, Aspergillaceae. Gene Ontology annotation, cellular component: nucleus; cytosol. The transcript has a single exon.